This is a messenger RNA of Recurvomyces mirabilis, 3231 nucleotides long. It is a transcript of the gene WDR6, whose product is annotated as WD repeat-containing protein 6. Bases 1 to 3231 code for a protein of 1076 amino acids. Gene Ontology annotation, molecular function: protein binding. Gene Ontology annotation, cellular component: cytoplasm. Lineage: Eukaryota; Fungi; Ascomycota; Dothideomycetes; Mycosphaerellales; Teratosphaeriaceae. The transcript has a single exon. Gene Ontology annotation, biological process: tRNA methylation. The record is from RefSeq and is a predicted model, not a curated record.
AUGCUCGAGCAUGUUGAGCAGCUAGUCCCUGUGACGGCGCUCGCCUUCUGCAGCGACGAUGUGAUCAUUUCUGGCGAAGGGCAAUAUGUACGAGCUUAUGAUGCUCGUACCAGAGAACUCCUCGCCAGCAUCACAGUAUUCGACAACACAGCCGUGCAUGGCUUGAUCGUCGACGAACACCAGGGCUCUACCAUAGUCGCCUGGGGCGGCAGUCUGAUCCGGGAAAUCAGCCUUAUUCAGGAUGAGGGUGCCUCCCAUGCUUUCAAGGCCUUUGCCUUGCGCACCACAACCGACUGGAUCUUAGAUGGCGCGCUCUCAUCUUCGAGCGAUGAGACUAGCGUCCGUACUCUGGCAAUGGUGACGGCCCACAAUGCUUUGGUUGUGGUCUCACUCGAGGACUUGAGCCACCUCGAAGAUGCCAAAGGCCCUUCUAAGAUUCUGCCAAUAGUGCCUGGGUCAAAUUGCAUUCUUUACACCGCACACAUCCAUUGGCUAAGUUCAUCUCAAUGUCUUGUCGCGUCCGGCACUGCUUUCGGGGAUGUCAUAGUAUGGUCUACUGUCCUAUCUGACAAGCACGAUGGCACUUUCGCUGCUACAACCCAGAUACACUACACAUUCUCUGCGCAUGAAGGCUCGGUUUUCGGUGUGCAACUCUCAUCUACAAUCGCACCCCAGUCAAACCCAGAGGUCAGGGGACUUCUGGCGACAUGCAGCGACGAUCGGACAGUUCGCAUUUGGGACAUAUCAGACUUGGCAGCAGAGGAUCCAACACUGCUUGGGCCACAGCGGGAGACAGGCUUUGGUUCGAAAGCUACGAUGGAGGAGCAUGCUCCUCGGUGUCUAGCAAAGGCUAUGGGUCAUAUAUCACGGAUAUGGCAUGUUCGUUUUACCGGCUUCGAUCCUGCUGAUCGAUUGCAGAUCACCUCGUUCGGCGAAGACGCAUCGACCAUUACGUGGAUCUUGAAAUCAUCAGGGAGCGCUGUCUACGAUCUCGAGCAGACUAAUGUGCAGAGGGCACACGCUGGCAAACAUAUCUGGUCCGUGGCCACAGCAGAAGAUGGACGAAUCGCGACCGGAGGUGCCGAUGGCGCCAUCGCCAUUUAUAAUUCGGCUGCGAUAAUGGCCCCACCUACAGAGCUCAGUGAACCACUGCUGGGCUCCUGGAAAUCUGCAGACAAGUUCAAGGCUUACGGCUUCAUCAGCGAGAGCACGAUUGCCUGUACGACCGAGCAAGGCAAAGUCGUGGCCAUCGAUCUUCAACACGAUGAUUCCUCGCGGAUCAAUGAACUGUCCAGCUGCAUGCCAAACCUUCGCGGCUACUCUCUCGUCACGACUCUGCCGGGCUACGCAUGGCUUGCCGGUGCGUCUGGUGGGAUCUACAUGUACGCGCACGAGCAUGAAAGGCUUUUCCAGGUCUGCACGAGCACUCAGAAGACUGCCGGCUUGUUCGUAGACUACCUCGAUUUCAGCAAAGCUCGCAAUGAGUUCGGUUUGCUUGUGACGAGUGUUGGAAGUACGACUACUAGAUUGUUGAAGCUGGUGCCGCAUAUGCAGUCAAGCAUCAACCUGGUGCCGACUGCGCAGCUGGAGAGGAGUCUCAAGCUGGACCCAGGCUUCGUAGUCACCAGCUAUACUCUGACUCGUCUUGGUGGCAGGAAUUCCGCCGUGCUCGGUUCACGCGAUGGCAGGAUUGCGAUUUAUGGCAUUGACACGGCGUCCGAAAUGGCUGGCACGGCGCAGACUAGCCUCUUGGUGUUACUUGACGUCCACGCGAAAGAAGCGGUGACCUCGCUGCUGUGGGACUCCGCAGGCUUAACAAGAGAUCUUACCGGCUUUCUACACUCGACGGGUCGGGAUGGGAAACAUGCCAUUCAUCGCAUCACCCUUGCGGAAGACACGCUUCAGACGGACUUGGUCCACCAACUCAGCCUGCCAUUCGGACCAAACAUCGAGCAUAUAAGCUUGCGGAAAGACAAAACAUUCAUGAUCUGGGGCUUCCGAAGCAAGCACUUCGUCGCAUACGACGUCCACGCUCAACGCGAAGUCAUGGUCGUGGAGUGUGGCGGUGCCCAUCGUAAUUUCGCCUUCCAGCCUAGCGAAGGAGGUGGUAUCUUUGUGUGGACCAAAGCAUCGAACUUGUAUCGACAAUCUCAGAACCAAGCGCUAUUCGGUCUGCUCAGAUCUGGUGGACAUGGGCGGGAGAUCAAAUCUGUCGCCAUCUCGUCCACACCGAGUCAGAUCAUUGCUACUGGAGCCGAAGAUACGAAUAUCAAGCUGUGGCAGUACAAUGAUUAUACGGGGUUAAGAUGCUCGCAGACGCUACGAAAGCAUAAUACCGGCAUACAACAUCUACAGUGGGCUUGUGGUGACCACUAUCUCUUCUCCAGCGGCGGGUUCGAAGAAUUCUUCGUCUGGAGGAUUACGGCAGAUGUAGCGGGUAUUGGUAUUGGAGUCGUCUGCGAGAGCUCGCAUCCCAGAAGCGGGACUUCUGAUCUGCGGAUCAUGAGCUUUGAUGUCCAGCACGCUACUGUAGUCGAGGGAAGAGAGCCGGAGACAUUUGCGAUCAGCAUGGUAUAUUCCGACUCGACGCUACAGCUCUGGCGGUACAUGACCACCGACCGUUCGUGGAAGCUUUGCGCGUCGGGAGACUACCUGACCGCCUGUCUUACGCAAGCCACCUCGCUUGGCAAAACGAGCAAUCCAUUCCUUACCGCGAGUAUGGACGGUCACAUCACAUUGUGGAGCCAAGCAGAGCAUGACGGCGACACGGUAGCCUGGACCCAACGCCACAGAGUCCACCAGAACGCCAUCCUGAGCUUGAUGAAGACGCCCACGUUAGCCGAUGGCUCCGUUCUGGUGCUCACGGGCGGAGACGAUAAUGCCCUCGGCAUCAGUCGCGUGACGCCUUCUGGUCGGGUCCGAACAUUGCUCGUGCCAAGAGCACACGCGGCCGCGGUUACGGGGCUCGGGUUCGUGGGUACGGAUGCCGAGGGUGUGAGUGGGAGUGGGAAGUGGAGGGUUGUGUCGGCUAGUGUUGAUCAGAGAGUCAAGGUAUGGGAUGUCGACGUUGACUGGCAAAGGGAGGGUGUGGAGGGUGUGGAUGUGAGGUUGGUGGGGGAUGUGCAUACGGCUGUUGCUGAUGUGUCGGGGUUGGAGACGAUGGGGUUACGAGAUGGUGGGCUUGGCGUGUUGGUUGUGGGGGUUGGGAUGGAUGUUUUACGAGUUGGUUGA